Molecule: messenger RNA, 973 nt
Organism: Aspergillus aculeatus ATCC 16872
Lineage: Eukaryota; Fungi; Ascomycota; Eurotiomycetes; Eurotiales; Aspergillaceae
Product: bZIP transcription factor
Exons: 1
Coding region: 73-759 (228 amino acids)
Biological process (GO): regulation of transcription by RNA polymerase II
Molecular function (GO): RNA polymerase II cis-regulatory region sequence-specific DNA binding; DNA-binding transcription factor activity, RNA polymerase II-specific
Source: RefSeq, a predicted model, not a curated record
CCCAUCCCUCUCCAUGUCCAUCAACCCCAACACCCGCAUCUCGCCCCGAAAGAACCCCUCCUCGACCCCGCCAUGCACCCCUUCGCCGCCAGCCCGACCUCCUACCACGUCCCGAUGCACGAGAUCACCUCCCGCGGGAGCAUCAGCGACCAGUCCCACCGCAGCAGCUACGGCAGCAUCAGCAGCAGCAGCAGCAGCAGCACGACCGGGUACAAUGCGCCGCGACGGCCCAGCGAGCCGGUCUUCUCGCCGACGCACGACGCGGUGGAGCAUCAGAAGCGCGAGCGGUUCCUCGAGCGUAACCGCGUGGCGGCCAACAAGUGCCGGCGCAAGAAGAAGGAGCACACCCGCCAGCUGGAGAGUCGGUGCAUGGAGGUGACGCAGGCCAACUCGCGGCUGGAGUCGGAGGUCAGCCAGCUGCGCAGCCAGAUCCUGGAGCUGAAGAACGAGCUCCUGCGGCACUCCGGGUGCGACGACCCGGCCAUCAAGGCCCAUCUGGCGCGAAUGGUCGCCCACCUCUCGCAGCGCAGUGCCUCGGUCUCAGGCCCCAGCGAGUCCGAGGGGGGUGGGCCGCGGGCUAGGUCGUCGCGGUCGACGCCGCUGUCUCCAGCCUAUGAAAACAUCGCGAAGGAGGAAGUCGAGCAGAAGGCUGCGUUCGGGUUCGAUGAUAUGCUUCAUUUGCCUAACGCAGGUGGUUCGAAGGCCGAUGAGGAGGAGGUGGAGGAGGAGGAGGAAUUGAAGAUGAAGGAGAGUCCGUGAUGAUAUACGGCCAUGCAGCGACUACACUUGUACACGACUGUCUUACGAGUUUUUUUUCAGGGACAUGGGAUCGGCCUUCUGCUUUUUUGCUUACUUUCUUUUGUUUUAUCUAUUACUUGGGACUGUACCUUUUGAUGUACAAUAUCGCGCUGUUCUUCGCAACGGGCAGUAUAUGGAGCUCUGAUGGAUGGGAUAUAAUGGUUGGGUGUACGGG